AUGCAGCUGCCAGGCAGUGCAGGCUAUGACAAAGUUGCACAAAAAGACAGCAGCGUCCUCAGCUCAUACAGCCAUGUGAAAUUCCGGACCCUGGAAAGCUCUCAAAAGCAUUGCUGGGUUGUGAGACCCGGGGGCUCCUGCUGGGUCACGGCGGAGCGUUCACCGCUUCUUCCCCACGCGGAAACCCAGCGCCUCGCAGCCGGCGGGACGCGGCACCGUUCCGGGACGAGACCCACCGAAGACUCCCGAGGCCUUCACGUCCAGCCGGUGACCUGCUCCGAUCUUCAGCUCCCUGAACCGCGGGCCUCGGACUGCAACGGAGACGGUGUCGGGGCCGGUGCCCGCGGGCGCUGGGGUCUCUCCGAGCCGGUCCCUCACCCCCUGCUCCCCGCAGGCAGAGCCUGGCUGGGCCGCGCCGAGCCGCCGGCCCGGGGUGGCCGCAGCGGGGAGGAGGAGGAGGAGGAGGAGGAGGAGGAGGAAGGGUGCUACCAGCUGUACCCCGGGCACAUCCCCACCAGCCCGCUGCAGAAAGCGCUGCUGGCUGCCGGCUCGGCCUUCAUGGCUCUCUAUGACCCCUACAGACACGACAUGGUAGCAGUCCUCGGGGAGACCACAGGCUGCCUGGCCCUGCCCAGCCUGCGAGACAAGAUGAAACACCACCCUGAAGGUUACCGCAUCCUCCAGGAACGGCCUCGCAUCCGUCUCUCCACCCUGGAUAUGUCCAAGCUGCAGGGGCUGCCGGACGGCUCGCUGGGCCGAGAGUACGUCCGGUUCUUGGAGGACAACAAGGUUUCUCCAGACACCCGGAUGCCACCCAAGUUUGUUGAUGAUGAAGAGCUGGCGUAUGUGAUCCAGCGGUACCGGGAAGUCCAUGACCUGAUGCACACCCUCCUGGGCAUGCCAACCAACAUGCUAGGUGAGGUCGUGGUGAAGUGGUUCGAAGCUGUCCAGACGGGGCUGCCCAUGUGUGUCCUGGGAGCAGCGUUCGGCCCCGUCCGUCUCAGUGCACGAAAACUGCAGGUCCUGGCCACUGAGCUGAUUCCCUGGGCGAUUCGGAGCGGGCGCAAUGCCAACUGUAUCCUGAACAUCUACUACGAGCAGCGCUGGGAGCAGCCAGUGGAGUCCCUGCGGGAGGAGAUCGGCAUCUUCCCUCCCCCGGCCAUUCGAGUGUGAGAGCUCAAGUCUGGGGAGGGGACAGGGAAUCCCCAUUGGCAGACAGCAGCUGUCCCCAGCCACGCUGCAUCUCCUGCCCAGGAGCACAAUGUGGCUCUGCUAGCAGCCACCACAGACCCAAGGGCUGAGUUUUCUCCUGCCAAGAGCUGGCACCCUCCUGUUGGUAGAGGACAAGUGGCACCUCCCUGUGCCAUGACAAAACUUGACCCUUUUUGCUGUUUGUGAUUCAGUGGAGGGAUGGCAAGACCCGCCAUGCCUUUGCCAGCUGGGUCUGGCUGCUUGGGUACCCCCCAGCAACAGCGCUUCAGUAGUGAUUCUCUGAAAUGCUGGGAUGGGAAGGGAGCAGAGCUGGUUUACAACACACUGCAACAAACUGCUUCCUCAGCCUUCUGCAGCUCUGGGGCUGUGGAGGUAAAUCCCUUCUCCCACCCUCCCUGGAAAGGUUGAAGCUUGAAGUCUUGGGGCCACCCUGGACUGAAGCUAAACUACUGAUUCAUAGAGCAGCCCAGGGGCAGGUUUGGUAUGUGCAACAGUGAAAUCCCUUCUUGUACUGGUGCCUAACUGGUCUCCUGAUGGGUCAUGUGGAAUGUGCCUCAUGCCUUGGAGACCAGGCGGUGUGCAAUUGCAUGCCCAUGGGAGCAGGCAGGGAAAUACCUUUCGAUAUUAUCCCUGCUGGAUUGGCUGUUUGAGAGCUGAUCCCAGUCUGCUGUGUCUCCCUGUAGUCCUUCCCCAUCAAAAAUGCUGAAAUCCACGUGAUUGCGCUUGUUUUUCAAGAGGAACCAUUCCCUCCUUGGGCAACAAAAUUACGUGAUCGGGAAUAAGGGGCUGAAUCCUGAGAGUGCAGAAACGGCGGCUGCUUGCUCUGCAUCUGGGAGCUGAUUGCUGUCUGGGUUAAUUAAACAGGGCUCCAGACUGCCAGGAGCUGGAGAGCAGAGCUGUCGGAUGCGAGGGCAGAGCCACAAGGCCAGGAGCUCUUUGUAUGUGUGGGUUUGCUGUUGAAAUUCCUUCUUGCUUAAUAAAAUCCACGGUAGAGCUUGUGGUUUGUUACC
Messenger RNA from Athene cunicularia (burrowing owl), 2222 nucleotides. RefSeq names its product coenzyme Q4 (gene COQ4). The transcript is spliced from 8 exons. The coding region runs from base 1 to 1173 and encodes 390 amino acids. The record is from RefSeq and is a predicted model, not a curated record. Gene Ontology annotation, biological process: ubiquinone biosynthetic process. NCBI's taxonomy places the organism in Eukaryota, Metazoa, Chordata, Aves, Strigiformes, Strigidae. Gene Ontology annotation, cellular component: mitochondrial inner membrane; mitochondrion.